Molecule: messenger RNA, 993 nt
Organism: Knipowitschia caucasica
Lineage: Eukaryota; Metazoa; Chordata; Actinopteri; Gobiiformes; Gobiidae
Source: the annotation of a GenBank genome assembly
AUGGCUCACAUAGAUACAGCAGUCAUCUCAAAGACAGUGAUCAUCCCCAGAGCACACCUCUGGCCCCCAACCCCGGCGAGUUCAAAGGGGGCCAUGGGCCGCGUCUUGGAGCGCGGCCCACUCCCCUGCGCGAUCCAGGGGCCCACAACUUCAACCCAGGCGCAGGUUGGAGCUCGCUGCCCGGACAGCUGCCCGAUCCUUUUUUCCUAUCGAGCUGAACUCGACUUGCCUGUCCCGCAGCGGCGAAACUGCUCUCCAACUCCCACCAAAAAGGAGCACCGUGGACCAUCGCGCCUCAAGCCACCUCUGGGCUUCCCGGGACCGAUCCCCGCUCCCUGCUCCCGUGUGUGGGAAAGACUGGAGUGUGUGCGUGCCCGCUCUCCGUGCGCGAGGAAGACUGAAGUGAUUGAGCCUCUUCACCUCUGGGACUUGGCAGUAACACGUGAUGAACCAGAACAAGAGACCAUACACACUUGUUACCUGGCCAUAGAACAUGCGUAUGUAUCUCUGCAGAGUGAGGGCAGCGAUGUUAAGGACGCGCUCUCGUUUGGCCUCCAGCAGCUGGUACAGCUCUUCCUGCAGGAAGAUCUGAGGAGCACAGUGGGGUGGACGGGAGAGGCGGUGGUGACGUGUGCAGACUCCACUCACCCAGUCCACGCAAACAACUACACAGUGCUCAAACUUCAAGAGGAGGGGAAAAAUGUGCUACCAAAGUCAUCUGGCUGCUCCCAGGGCCUGUCCCAGCUGUCACCACGAGACCACGCUCUAGUACCUUCGGGCCCGGGGGGGAAAAACACUACCAACAACGGCCACUUCAGUCACCAUAAUCACCCUGGCUCCACACCAUUCCUCAGCUUGCCGCCUCCCUCCUUCCAAAACCCCGGGUUUUUGUCCCCCCACGAACCUCCAAAAAAAAGUUUCCCGUCUCUUCGCAUCGAGAAGAACGACCUAAACCCCACCCAAAACCCCUCCCACCCUCAGCCUGUUACUUGA